CUCCCCUCAUGGCUCCUCCUCUUCCUCCCCCCGCCGCGCCCUCUCCCACCCCCUCGGCCCCGGCGAUGGCGGCGGGCGAGGAGGCGCCGGGCGCCCCAUGAGGAGACACAAAUUAGAAAAAAGCCCAGGAGCAAACCCCACCAUGCACCCCGACUGCGCCCAUCUCCACAGCAUCCAGGGCAGCGGCGAUGACUCUUCCUCCUCCUCCUCCUCGCCCAGGCUGGCGGGAGACGGCACCGGGGACGUGCGCAUCCAGCUGAGCUCCAGCGCGGGGGAAUCCAGGGAAAACGCGACCUCGCGGGCCUCCAGGCCGGGCUCCCAGAGCCGCUCCCACGGGCACGCCCAUGGCGAGGCAGGAGGGCCCGAGGAUGCGGCUGCGGAGCCGGAGGAGCAGGGCGGGAGCUCCCUGUCGGAGCUGCGGUACCUCCUGCAGUGGCUGCACAAGAGCCUGCCCUACCUCCUGAUCCUCAGCGUCAAACUCCUCAUGCAGCACAUAACUGGCAUUUCUCUUGGAAUUGGGCUGCUAACAACUUAUGCGUACGCAAACAAAAGCAUAGUAAAUCAGGUUUUUCUCAGAGAACGGUGCUCCAAGUUGCAAUGCUCUUGGUUACUACUCUACCUAAGUGGAUCAUCUCUCCUCUUGUAUUACACCUUCCACUCUCAGUCCCUGUAUCACAGCUUAAUCUUCUUAAGCCCCACUGUGGAUUUUAUGAACUUUUGGGAGGUGCUUUGGAUUGUGGGAGUCACAGAUUUUAUUCUGAAAUUCCUCUUCAUGGGCUUGAAGUGCUUUAUUCUCCUGGUGCCUUCUUUUAUCAUAUCCUUUAAAUCCAAGGGCUACUGGUACAUGCUGUUAGAAGAACUCUGCCAGUAUUACCGUAUGUUUGUCCCCAUACCAGUUUGGUUCCGUUACCUCAUGGCCUAUGGGGAGCUGGACACUGCACUGGGAUGGACCCUUGGCAUUCUCCUGGGCCUUCUCUACCUCAUCCUCAAGCUUUUGAGCUUUUUUGGACAAUGGAGGACCUUCAGGCAGGUCUUAAGGAUAUUUUUUACACGCCCACACUAUGGGGUGCCAGCCAGCAAGAGACAGUGCUCUGAAUCUGAUGAUAUUUGUUCCAUUUGCCAAGCUGAAUUUCAGAAGCCUAUUCUGCUGAUCUGUCAGCACACAUUUUGUGAAGAAUGCAUCUCUUUAUGGUUUAAUAGAGAAAAAACCUGUCCACUCUGCAGAACUGUUAUUUCAGACCAUGUUAACAAGUGGAAGGAUGGAGCCACAUCUAUGCAUCUCCAGAUUUUCUAAAGCUUGUCAAACAACUUGGGUUCCAGUUUGUUUGUUCACACUAAGGUUUUUCAGUUUACUGCAGAUUAAACUGUAGGUGGCACAAGGAAGGAGUUUCCAAAUUCCACAUACCAUGUAUUUAAAACAGUGCAGAAAAUGGCAACUUGACCUUUUUUAAGUAGAGAAAACUGAAGUUUUCAGAAAGAAUGCAGAAAAAGCCAGCAUUGCUUCUCUUGUGAUUCUCAUAGGAAACAGUCAAAUCCUUGAAAUGUGCUGCAUUACUUCUUAAUUCAACAUUUUAUUUUAAAAGUUCAGUAGGGUUCCAGACUGUACUAAACUGUAUUUAUCUUUCUAACAUGACUCAAACCAAAAGGUCAACCUACUGAUUUUAUUAAAAUUAUUGGCAAAUUUUAUACUCUGGACUACAGUGAGAAUUAGAGCUGUUUGUCACUCUUGGCAUUGAAGAUCUUUAAUGCUUGCCCAGUAAAUGAGAGAAAUGAGCUUUUUAAUGCACCUGGAACAGCAGCUAUUUCUCACUGGACCUGUAGAUAAGCACAAGAAUAAGGUAUUUCCCCUUUAGGUUCUUGUAUGCUUCUAAUGGAUCCUUGGCUUAAUCUUUUGCCUUUAAACCAACCACUGAUGUUAGUUUUUUACUUAGCAUUUUAUAAAGCUGGUAUUUUUAAAAGAAAUCUUUAAUACUAUAUUUUUGUCAUAAUAGGAACCAGAUUUUCUUACAGGGGAGAAUCUAUUUUAUACUCUAUUUGCAAUUUGUAGUUUGCAUAAAAAUCAGAGAGAAUAAAUGCAUUUGAAUCUAUAUGUUGAAUAAAGGAAGAAGAUUCCUUGUUGUUUUGGUAUUAACUCAUGUAAGCACAUAACAACUGCUCACUGCCAUGUAUACUUUUCUUGUUGAAGAAAACAAGAACCCUUUAAAUGUUACAAUUUAUUCAUGAUUUUUUAUGUUAUUUCUACCAUUAAUUUCUGUGUAACUUCACUUUAUUCCUUGAUUUUUUUCCACUUUGCUAUUCAGGUAAGACUGAAAAUCUAACUCAAAUGAUUCUGUUACAGGAAAGUUACAUUUAGUUACCAUUAACUUGAGCUUUUUUUGCCUGAAGACAUUUAGGAAACUUGUAAAUUCAGGAAAAACAAUUAGAAAGUGAAACACUUACUUGAAUACCCUAAAGGUACUGCUCCAAGGGCAGAAUCCAGUAUUCAGAAUAAAAGUCUAAUGAGAUGGAAGAUUCAAGCUAAGAAAUAUCAUUACAUCUGGCCUGUAAAGAUUAUUUUAUGGAGCACAACAAAGGGUUAGUGCUUUAAAUCAACCCUGAUUCUUUGGUCUUUGUCUACAACAUUGUAGUAACUGCAGUAAGUGUGGAGAUAGGUCAAAAACAGGGAUCAGGGAACAAUUUCUCUUCUUUCUCUCUUUCUGUUGAUUUUUCCAUCUAAACCCAGUAAUAUUAACAAACAUGUUUAAUUAAAAAACCAAGAAUAAAAAAGAGAUUUUGGUCAA
Vidua macroura (Pin-tailed whydah) is the source of this 2780-nucleotide messenger RNA. RefSeq names its product ring finger protein, transmembrane 1 (gene RNFT1). NCBI's taxonomy places the organism in Eukaryota, Metazoa, Chordata, Aves, Passeriformes, Viduidae. The transcript has 9 exons. Gene Ontology annotation, cellular component: endoplasmic reticulum. Gene Ontology annotation, molecular function: ubiquitin protein ligase activity. Bases 98 to 1294 code for a protein of 398 amino acids. Gene Ontology annotation, biological process: positive regulation of ERAD pathway. The record is from RefSeq and is a predicted model, not a curated record.